AUGUGUAAGCAACCUAAAUGUGUAUACAACCUAAAUGUGCAUGAUUCAUACACUAUUGAAGCCGCUGGAACUCCACCACUCGCCUACAUUAUCGCUCAGUGCAACCACGUCUCCGUUACUGUGAAGCUCCGCCGUCGUCAGCUGCUGCUUCCUCUUGACCCCUCAUCGAACUCAUCGGAGCAGCAAGAAAACGAAGCAGUCGGAGCUACCGUCGACCACCAUUACAUCCCACCACCACUGCAGUCCGCCACCAUCGCCUUGCUGCCAUUGGUAAGUCUGUUCAAGUUUCUUUUGGGUUUAAAGUCGUCCCACCGGAUACCUGCAUCUGGAUCUGUGGGCGGUGACAGGUGGUGGUGGGGACUGCCCACCACAGCAACGGCGGCGAGUAGUGGUAGCACAGCAGCUUCGUUGCUUCCGUCUUCCCAAUACAAGGGUGAUCGAAGAGGAAAAAGGGAGCAAGGAUUGGGGUUUGUUUGGGGUUGCUCAGAUCAACAGAAAAGAAAAAGAAAUGGGGUGAGGCUGGAAUGGUUCUAUGGUGGGCGGAGAUGUAGCGGUUCACGGUGGAGUUUGGUGGUCGAAUGGAGGCUAGCAGGUGGUGCGGUGGCUAUCUCCAGAUUGCCGGAUGUAGCAGCCCCUUCUUGCUCGUUGAAAUCGGGAACGAAAGAAAGAAAUGGCAAAGACGCCGUCGCAGACUCGGCUGUCAAAGAGGACGACAAUAACGCCGGAUCCACCGUCCCCAACAGACCGCGUACCCCAAAACCGCGUACACCGUCUCCUGCCGUAGGCAACGGUACCAACGGGAGGUCUAGCACCAAUACUCCGAGUCAUUCUUUCACCGGAAGCCCAUGGCACAGUACGUACCCCGCGGGGGUACCCCCGACGCCAUCACCGGCGAGGACGCCGAGGCGGAUGUUCAAGUGGCCUUUCCCACCUCCGUCUCCGGCGAAGCCGAUCAUGUCGGCGAUUAUGAAACGGCAGGGUAACGGAAAGGGAAAAGGGAACACGGCAGCGACGGGAACGAUACCGGAAGAUGAAGGCGGAGAGGGAGAACGAGCGUUGGAUAAGAGUUUCGGGUACCAGAGGAAUUUCGGGUCAAAGUAUGAGUUGGGGAAGGAGAUCGGAAGAGGGCAUUUCGGGCAUACUUGUUGGGCAAAGGGCAAAAAGGGAGCUCUCAAGAAUCAACCCGUUGCUGUAAAAAUCAUUUCAAAAGCUAAGAUGACAACAGCCAUAUCAAUUGAAGAUGUACGUAGGGAGGUAAAGUUAUUAAAGGGCUUAUCUGGACAUCAACACAUGGUCCAGUUCCAUGAUGCAUUUGAAGAUGAUCAGAACGUGUACAUAGUUAUGGAGCUGUGUGAAGGGGGAGAACUCCUUGACCGGAUUUUAUCCAGAGGUGGAAGAUAUACAGAAAAUGAUGCUAAAUCCAUAGUUGUACAAAUCUUGAGUGUAGCAUCCUUUUGUCAUCUUCAAGGUGUAGUGCAUCGUGACUUAAAGCCAGAGAACUUUCUAUUUAGCACAAGAGAGGAAGAUUCGGCAUUAAAGGUUAUAGAUUUCGGUUUGUCUGAUUAUGCAAGACCAGACCUACGGCUGAAUGAUAUUGUUGGAAGCGCGUAUUAUGUAGCACCAGAAGUGCUCCAUAGAUCAUACAAUGUAGAAGCUGAUAUUUGGAGUAUUGGUGUGAUAACAUAUAUUUUAUUAUGUGGAAGCCGACCCUUUUUUGCUAGAACUGAAUCCGGAAUCUUCCGAUCCGUUUUAAGAGCUGAUCCUAAUCUUAAUGACUCACCUUGGCCUUCUGUAACCCUAGAAGCCAAAGAUUUUGUCAAAAGACUUCUCAAUAAAGAUCAUAGAAAAAGAAUGACAGCCUCACAAGCCUUAACUCACCCGUGGCUAAGAGAUGAAAAUCGUGCAAUUCCUCUAGACAUUUUGAUUUAUAAAUUAGUGAAAACAUAUCUUCGGGCCUCGCCUUUAAAGCGCGCAGCACUUAAGGCUCUCUCGAAAGCUUUGACCGAAGAUGAGCUUGUUUACUUAAGGGCUCAGUUUGAGUUAUUGGAACCGAAAGAUGGGUGUGUUUCUCUCGACAAUUUUAGAAUGGCUCUGGUGAAACAUUCGACUGCUGCCAUGAAAGAAUCGCGGGUUCUUGAUAUCUUGGAUGCCAUGAAGCCACUUUCUUAUACACGAAUGGGAUUUGAAGAGUUUUGUGCUGCUGCAAUUAGCCCACAUCAACUUGAAGCUCUUGAGAAUUGGGAGAUGAUUGCAAGUACAGCUUUCGACUAUUUCGAACUAGAAGGAAACCGUGUCAUUUCAGUAGAUGCAUUAGCACAGGAAAUGAAUGUGGGCCCAUCAGCACACGCGAUACUGAAAGAUUGGAUAAGAAAUACGGAUGGGAAACUUAACUUUCUUGGAUAUACCAAGCUUUUGCAUGGUUUGACUAUUCGUAGUUCAAACACAAGGCAUCAUUAAUAAUAAGAAAGAUGGAUUUAUUAAAUAGGUGAUUCUUGUUUGUUUAUUCUUAAUUUGUUUCUUCUGAUUGAUGCAUAAACAACAAAAUGGGCUGCAAUGGUUACAUGUAUCACACCCUUACAUGAUGGGGGAAAGAACGAUAAAGAUAGGGCAGAUAGAUAUAUAUGCCCAUGAGAUGACUGAUGGCAUGUUGGUAAUUUUUGUGUUUUUGUCAAAUUUGAUUUAUUGUGAAUUGGUGUUUAAAGAAAUUGUAAAGGUCAACUUGUUAUUAUUUUUUUUUUGUUACAGAUUAAGUACUUAUUUUAUCA
This is a messenger RNA of Lactuca virosa, 2765 nucleotides long. The record is from the annotation of a GenBank genome assembly. Lineage: Eukaryota; Viridiplantae; Streptophyta; Magnoliopsida; Asterales; Asteraceae.